AUGAAGCUCCUCCCGCUAUUCUACAGUUUGAGCUUGGCUCAAGACUGUAACAUACAAAAAUACCAAGGAAAUCUGCGCUUCUACGGCUGCCAAGUCAAAAGUCCGGAAGGCCUCUCCCUCGUCGGUGACAAUGGAAAAGAAAUCUUUGAUGGAGCGAAAUGCCGAAGAGCAGUUUGUGCAAAGACGAAAGAAAUCGGCAUGGACAUUUCCUGUGUCGAUGGAAAGCUAACUAACCUUCCAAAAUGCCCAGACAUGAAUUACAAAGAGGCUAAAACUCUUCUGUCAAGACUUUCAACUUCCGGCUCAUCUGGCUUAGCCCACACCACCGGUGCCGUUACGGGCCAAGCUCGGCCAUCGAGCUACCCGGACUCCGUGUUACUUUAUGGAUCGUUCACGCCGCGCAAGUUUGACGCUAAUAGGGUUAAAUUUCCCGUCAUGGGCGUCUACAAAAAGUACACCCAGAAAAAUAUCGCAACUCGUUUUACCGACGAUCACCCUGUGUACAAACACGAGUCCGAGCCGCUUUUCCUUGCGUACUACAGUAUGAACAAAUCGUGGAGAAUAACGAGCAAGGAAAAUAUUGCAAAGGACACCGCCUUCUGCCAGUUCAAAGCCGAUUACGGCGUGCUUCAUGAUCCGACCAAUUUUCCAACUUGGAUCUCCAGAGAGUGCUUCAUGAGCAACGAGUGGCGACCGACAGAUUUGAUCUUUACAGACGUAUCAUCCAACUUUCGAGUUCGCCAACGACUCUGUCCUGACGGAUUUUCUGGCCUCGUUUCCAAUGCUCAUUCGAUGGGAAGAUUGGAGAUCAAAAUCAAUGGAGACGGAUUCUCAAAGAGUUUUACUCUGAGCAGAGGCAUCGAAAACAAGGGUCUACCGAUCGAAGACGACUUCGGAGCAGUUGAUUUUGACAUUGAAGACAUCAAAAGUGUCGAAGGAAAAUUCGAGUCAACUGAUGCUCUCUGUCUCAGCGAGUUGACAAUUAUGAAGGGAGGACAGGCGUACAAUCUUCUGACAUUGGGUCAUGAAAGUUCGCGUCCUAAGGGCUUCACCAUUGGCACAACGAAAAAAUCGAAUGAUUGGAUGAUGGCUUGGUGGGACUCGAACUUCUGGUCUGAUGCUGCCUGGCCACCUGGAAAAGUUGCUCUUGUCAACAAGCAAGAUCCGAAAGACAUCCAAAAAACUGCAUUCCAUUAUUUCAAAUUCGUCGACAGCUUCCGCGAGUUCUGGAUUCCUCGCAGACUUGAAACUCUCACCAGCCCUCCUCCAGUAGCAACAACCAAACGACCACUCUACUCAUUCGCGCCGUUAGCAGUUACGUUGCCAAAAACAACGACGACCACUGAGGCGCCAAGAAAAGUAACAACGACACAGUCUCCUUCUUCAUCUGGAAGCUGGGUUGGCACAAGAGACUACUGCGAUCUAGGAGAAUUAGAUCGACUCGGAAUUCAUGCUUCAAUGUGCAAGUUUACAGCGAAAAAUCGUCAUCUGAAGCCAUCAGACUCUUCUUCAAACCAGGGUCGUUUCGGAGAGACAGUUCUCAACGGAGCCCAGUGCAAGUUCAGCUGCAAGGAUUACCCACGAAAGCCGUUCUCAAUUCCUGGCGUUCAAUGCUCUUGCUCCAGAUCGAACAAAUUUAGCUCACUUGCAGAGAUGCUCGCUUCGUGA
This is a messenger RNA of Oikopleura dioica, 1668 nucleotides long. The record is from the annotation of a GenBank genome assembly. NCBI's taxonomy places the organism in Eukaryota, Metazoa, Chordata, Appendicularia, Copelata, Oikopleuridae.